CGUCAUCGUGUGGAUGGGCGGCGCACGGAGGGAGAGGAAGGAGUGUGUUUUCCAGCUUUAAAACCACCGCAGCCGGCUCUUCUGACAAACCGCGCUGCGUAAUCCAACUGUGGAGAUUUCUUAAAGAACCUUUACCGCUCCGAAGCGAUCCAAACUCUCCUCAACACCGCCCAAAAGCUGCCACUCUCCUCUCCGAUCCAUUUAUUCCUAUUGCUUGUUGUUCAAAGUUUAUUGUUCUAUUUAAACUCUGAACGAAUUAUGCCUGAUGGUGCAUAAAGUAAAGCAGUGUUGUAUUUUUGAAUAGUAUUGCCGGUGAAGACAUUAUUGCGCGUCGCGCAGCGGGACGAAGUCGCGCAUCGCUUGUUGAAUGCAGGAUACCUUCAACCUGAGCGUCAAAGCCAAGUUCAACUUCCGAGCAGAAGCCGGUCAGGAGCGGGGACUCCAGCUUCUCACCUCUACGGCCGCCGACAUGAAGUCUGCAGAAGAAGAUGCAUACAACUACACACCAAACAUCGGUCUUUCAGUUGGCAUGGGCAACCCAUGUCUGUCGACGCAGUACCACACAUUGCAGGCCAGUCCUGUCAUCCCAGUUUCCUCUUGCCACCAGACUGGUUACAGUGUGCAAAAUGACAACCAUGCUGUGUCAGGUUAUUACCUGCCUCAAGGCUUAAGACCCAACGGAGCUCCAGCCCUGGAAAGCCCUCGUAUAGAGAUUACUGCCUAUAGUCAAUACCCAGAGGAUGAAGUAGAAGCCAGCAGUAGAGAAGAUCAAAUCAUCAAACGAGGCGUCAACUCAGUUGUCACACUGACGUUGCCGAAUGUUGAUGGGUAUCGUGACCCCAGCUGUCUAAGUCCUGCAAGCAGCAUAUCCUCUCGCAGCUGUAACUCAGAGGCCUCAUCCUACGAGUCCGGCUUUUACAACUACGACAAUUCUCCGCAGAACUCCCCCUGGCAGUCUCCCAGCGUUUCACCAAGAGGGUCUUCCUCACUUCUGUCUUGUCCACAUGCCGUCGGCCCUGCAGCCUCUCCUCACCAUUCACCCUCCAACUCCCCUCAAAUCGGAGCUAUGGCAGAGGAAGGAUGGCCAGCACAACCCCGUGGUUCUCGGCCAAACUCCCCUUCUUGCAGUGGAGUUAGUGGAGGCAAUAGCGCUGGUAUGGGAAAGAGAAAGUACAGUUUCAAUGGCUCCUCUUACCAGCAGACAUCAUGCUCACCCAACCAGUCACCCACCCCCUCUUCACAUGGUUCUCCAAGGGUCAGCGUCACAGAUGAGAACUGGCUUGCCAACACCAACCAGUACACUAACUCAGCAAUUGUAGCGGCUAUUAAUGCUCUCACCACAGAUGGAGUGGUAGACAUGGGGGAAGGAAUCCCAAUCAAGACACGGAAGACCAUGCUGGACCUCUCUCCCUCCAUGAGUCUUAAGGUGGAACCAGGAGGUGAGGAGCUGGGUCCAGAAGGGGGACUUCGACAUGAAGACUACCCUUCCCGCCUUACUCUUAAAAAGGAGAAUUAUUGUGGAGGUUUCCUGGAUGUGCCCCAGCAUCCAUACUCCUGGCCUAAACCUAAGCCUUACCUCAGCCCUUCUCUGCCAGCUCUUGACUGGCAGCUGCCGUCCUGCUCCGGUCCGUACAACCUGCAGAUUGAGGUGCAGCCAAAGUCCCACCACAGGGCUCAUUAUGAGACGGAGGGAAGCCGAGGAGCCGUGAAGGCACUGUCUGGGGGACACCCUGUGGUUCAGCUUUAUGGUUACAUGGAAAGCGAGCCGCUCACCCUGCAGCUUUUCAUCGGGACAGCAGACGAUCGCCUCCUGCGACCACAUGCCUUCUACCAGGUCCACCGCAUCACCGGCAAAACCGUCUCCACUGCCAGCCACGAAGUCAUGCAAUCCAACACAAAGAUUCUGGAGAUCCCUCUACUGCCGGAAAACAACAUGAGAGCCAUAAUUGACUGUGCAGGAAUCCUGAAACUGCGCAAUUCCGACAUCGAACUACGCAAAGGAGAAACAGACAUCGGGCGGAAAAACACCCGCGUCAGGUUGGUGUUCCGUGUGCACAUCAACCAGCCCAACGGCAGAACGGUGUCUCUACAGGUUGCCUCAAACCCUAUCGAAUGCUCCCAGCGCUCAGCUCAGGAGCUUCCCUUGGUGGAGAAGCAGAGUGUGGAGAGUUAUCCUGCCACUGGAGGCAAAAUGAUGAUGCUUGGUGGUCUCAAUUUCCUUCCUGAGUCCAAGGUGGUGUUCGUGGAGAAGGCACAGGAUGGGCACCAUUUGUGGGAGACAGAAGCCAAGGUUGACAAGGACUCCAUCAAAUCUACUACUCUUGCUGUGGAGAUCCCACCCUACAGGAAUCAGAGAAUAUCCAAUCCAGUGCAAGUUAACUUCUACGUAUGCAACGGCAAGAGGAAGAGGAGCCAGUACCAACGCUUCACCUACGUGCCUGCAAACGUACCAAUAAUAAAAACUGAACCCACUGAUGAGUAUGAUUCUCUUGGAAUUGUCGGGCUGUCUAUGCAUUCAAAGCCCUACUAUGGCCAGGCCAGGCUGACCUCCAUCAUGCCUGUUGCUGAACCUGACCCCUGCCUGGUUGGUGGCUAUCCUUCUUGCCCACCUUGCCAUGCUGCCAUCCCACCUUCAUCUCCCAGCUCAAGCCCUACCUUGCAUAAUCUGUCCCCUGUUGCAUACAACAAAUGCCUCCCCAAUAGCCCAACUCAUGUCACACCACCAGGCUCUGUCGUACCCAGAAUUCAGGAGACUCCUUGCUGCCCAAACCUUCCCCACCCAUCGUCACCAGAUCACAACUCGUCCCUAGCAAUGCUCCACUCCCAGGGCAGCCCGGACCCCCUUGGUUACCACCAUUCCAUCUAUACUAACAGUAGUUCCUCGUCCUCCCCAGUGUCUGACCCUUCCACUCCUGGUGGGCCAGCAGAGACACCAUUUUUUCAAACGUACAGCCCCAGCCAGGCAGAGGCAUCAGGCAACAUAGCCCAGGCUGCAGGGAAUCCGCCCAGCCUGCUAACUGAAGACACCAGUCCACCAUCAACGGCCAUCACCAUCAAGCAAGAGCCCCAGGAACUGGAUCAGAUGUAUCUCGAUGAUGUGAACGAGAUCAUCAGAAACGACCUGUCCAGCAUUUCUGUACACACUCAUGCGUAGAUGUCCAGAUGUCUUCUGCUGCAGCACAACCCCACACUGACACACCCACUCAUACACACACACUCCAGCAGCAACAUCAGCCAAAGGACAACACAAAAAAACUAGAGGUCCAGAUGAUGAAGAAAAAAUACUUUGGGGAGGAUCUCCUGGGUGUCUCCUGGGUGCCUGGGUGUCAUUACCGUCAGGUUCCUUCUGUGUUUUGUUUACUCAGAAAGUGGCUACAGACUUUAACUGACAAUCGCCCGCAAGCUCUGUUUGAAUAAACAAGGUGAAUGUCAUAUUAAAAAAAUUUGAAAAAUAAGGGAAGUGAUAUCAGGGGCAAAGUAUGUGACUAAACUUGCCUUAAUUCACAGCAGAUGUUCUAUUAGUGGUCCAAGCAGUUCAAAGAGACUGAAAUAUUUCUUUGAAAAUGACAAUCCUCAUUUUUACAAGUCUAAUGCAUGGACAGGAUAGUGUCAGGCUUCAUCACUUUGAUUCAUUGAGCAACAACCAAACUGGUGCCUUACUGCAGUCCUACUGACAACAAACAGCAGCAGUCAUGUGCUGAUGGUUCACCGAAGCCCAAAGCAGACAUUUUUAUAGAACUUUUUUUUAUAUCAUUUCAAUGAUUUGUUUACAGAACAACAGAGAAAAAGGUUCUAAAAUAUGUUGGAUGUGUAUGAAUUCAUGAUAAUCACUUUCUACCUGCUUUCCUAUAAAUAUUCUUAUGAUCUUUUUUUCAUGUAUGCUGAAUGUUAUGUAUUCUAAUUCUUUUGUAUACACAUAUCUGAUAAAAAAAAAUGUAUGCCUUAUGCUUGUAUCAUGAACCGUUCCCACUUUUUCCCCUUCGCUAUCUUCAGUUUUAUAUUUUGCUGGUCACCUUAGUGCCUUUUGUUUUUCAAACUCACCCUUACUCUGUCUUCCAGUCCUCGUCCCAAGUCAUAUUGAUGCAAAGACAAUCAGAGAAUUUAAAGUACACAUUUUAUGACAGACGUUCCUUAUUAGCAGCAUCUUAUAAAGGCAGUUGUUGCCGUUGACCUUUUCGAGGAUUUAGUUGAACAACGGUAUGCUUACCUGCUGAAUUUUGAAUACUGUCUGCCACUUCUUGCGCUGCAGGGGUGCCUGUAAAUAGGCAAUAAGCGUUUGGGGAUUUUUUGCAUCACGAGCUCAGUUCUGUUCACCAUCUGGGUAAUUUUAGAGGAGAUGGCUGGAUUGUUACUUAAUUAGAAGGUGGCAAUAAUUGAUCUUUGUCAACCAAAGGAUUUUACCUUUGGUGAAGUUAUUGUCCAAGUUUCUUUUUUUCUGUAUGAGAGUCAGUGUGUGUCACGGUUUUCUUGUACAUCAAAUAUUAUGCACUUUACAGCAGACUUUCUUUCCUCCAGACCAAAUAUUGUAGAGUGAUUCCCUCUGGCGUGUCACAUAUCAAUUCUUGUCUGUAGCCUUCUUCAUGUUAUUUGUGGUGCAUGCACACCAUACUGUUGCUGGAAAUCAUUUAGCUGAUAACAUCCAGAAUAGCUUCACUAUAAAUUUUUGGACAUAAUCCAGAAUAGCAUGACAAAACUAUAUGAAAAAUAUUUCUGUUUUGUGCCUUACUCUCUUCCAUGGCUUAAAAAUUGUUGCAACUAUGUAAAACCUUCCUCUUUAGGCACAAGGUGAAACAUUUCUCUUAAAUAUGACAUAUUUAUGAAAAAGUGGAAUUUGUUUAAAGUGAUUUUAAUUGAUGUGUUCUCUAAAAAUUAAUAAAGAAAUCACACAAUGGUGAUCACAAAUGUU
Molecule: messenger RNA, 4906 nt
Organism: Girardinichthys multiradiatus
Lineage: Eukaryota; Metazoa; Chordata; Actinopteri; Cyprinodontiformes; Goodeidae
Product: nuclear factor of activated T-cells, cytoplasmic 1-like
Exons: 10
Coding region: 368-3154 (928 amino acids)
Biological process (GO): cytokine production; regulation of transcription by RNA polymerase II; calcineurin-NFAT signaling cascade
Cellular component (GO): transcription regulator complex
Molecular function (GO): RNA polymerase II cis-regulatory region sequence-specific DNA binding; DNA-binding transcription factor activity, RNA polymerase II-specific; transcription factor binding
Source: RefSeq, a predicted model, not a curated record